This is a messenger RNA of Drosophila melanogaster (fruit fly), 1324 nucleotides long. It is a transcript of the gene cag, whose product is annotated as cag. Gene Ontology annotation, molecular function: DNA binding. Bases 446 to 1123 code for a protein of 225 amino acids. NCBI's taxonomy places the organism in Eukaryota, Metazoa, Arthropoda, Insecta, Diptera, Drosophilidae. The transcript has 2 exons. The record is from RefSeq and is marked reviewed. Gene Ontology annotation, cellular component: nucleus.
AAGUUUCAAUGGCGUUCCCAAAGGGAGUUAAGUCACGUAUAGAAGCGAAUAUAUAUUAAAUACAUAUAUAUAUAUAAUAUAUAUCAACCUACAUGCUUUCAAUAAGAUCACAGGCCGGGCAGUAACCUUUGGGCUACAGUCGCUAGCAAGAAAAUGAUUCAAGGCCUAUAAAAAAUGCCUUUGAUGAAAGACACAAUACUAGACAAAAAGUUUAUUCUUUACAAAUAUAGUAAAAUAUGGAGUUUCUUAAACCCCCUAAACCGCAGCCAUAAAAAACCUAGCAUACGCCCUUGCCUUUUGUAUACUUCAUCGCUCUGGUCAUACAACACCACAUAUCUGUGGACGGACGGACACUCCCUUGAGCGGACAAGAAAACUGUCUAAUUUGGUAGCAAUUUCGACAGAUAAAAGUCUUCAUCGCUCACUAGUAAUGUUCGUCGACAAAUAUGCCAUCGGGAAGAGUCAGAAAACCUAGAACCUCGCUCACUUUGGAAGAGAAAAUGGAGGUAAUCCAGUCCCAGGAGCGAAACAAGCUAUCGGUUCGGGAUCUGGCCAAGAGGUUUAACAUUGGAAAGACACAAGCAGCAGACAUUUUGAAGCACAAACAGUCGAUUAAAGAGGGUCUGUUGAGUGGAGAACUUAAGUUGAAUCAGAUGCGGAGGAAUCCCCUCUCUCAGCGGGGCGCCCAAAUCGAUGAGAUGUGCUUUGAUUGGUUCUCCCGUGUCCGUACCGAGAAUAUACCCAUAUCGGGGGAAAUGGUGCGGAAGAAGGCCAAGCAGUUAGCUGUGGAGCUGGGCCACUCCAAUUUCUCUGCCUCCUCCGGAUGGCUGGAGAAAUGGCGAAAGCGACACAACGUCCGAUACAAUGACACCGGUGACAGCCUGGAUCUGCAGGAGUUCGAGGCGAUUCUGGUGAAAAGCGAACCCAUCUCGAAUAAGGACGAUUGUGAUGAGCCAUACCCCGUGACUCUGAUAGAGCCUAUCUAUUCCACCGAGGAGGCCAUGAUGCAGCUGGCCCGGCUGAAGGAGUUCGCAAAGGAUGACUAUGCUUCCUACCAGCAGUUGAUCAGUCUGGAAAAUCAAUGGAGCUGGAAAUGGAACAUCUUUAAGAAGGAGCUUCCCUGACCCAAGCAUGCAAUUUAGGUGCAAUAUAAAUACAUAUUUAUCUCGAAUCUAGUAGUAAAAGUUAUUUAAUGUACGUUUCUUUUAUAAGUAACAUCGUUGAAGAUAACUUAUCCCUUCUACGCGUUGAAUUUAAACCUAAAACUAUUGGGUUAUUCUAUUCAUGACGAUGCUCGUAAAUAUACGAAAUACAUGACCGUUUGC